Rhipicephalus sanguineus (brown dog tick) is the source of this 1443-nucleotide messenger RNA. Its product is annotated as probable ATP-dependent RNA helicase DDX5. NCBI's taxonomy places the organism in Eukaryota, Metazoa, Arthropoda, Arachnida, Ixodida, Ixodidae. Gene Ontology annotation, cellular component: ribonucleoprotein complex; nucleus; cytoplasm. The transcript has a single exon. Bases 1 to 1443 code for a protein of 480 amino acids. Gene Ontology annotation, molecular function: RNA binding; ATP binding; RNA helicase activity. The record is from RefSeq and is a predicted model, not a curated record.
AUGGUGCAGCAACAGAAACGAAUCCAGGGUGAAUUCCUCCGUAAUCAAUUUCCCAUGGGUAAGUUGCAUGGGUCCGACAUGUUUCGGAACAGCAAGGUCGGGUGGUUCCUUCGCAAGCCUAACUGGAAGAACGUACAGCUGCAGCCGUUCGAGAAGAACCUCUACGAGGAACACCCGGCCACGGCAAGCCGGUCGAUGGCCGAAGUGGAAGCCUACAGAAAGUCCAACGGUGUAUCGGUAAAAGGGCGCGACGUGCCGAAACCUAUUCUCGCCUUGGAAGAGUCCAACUUUCCGGACUCCGUCCUCAAGGCGCGAAUCGCGGCCCGGCGCGACUACACGUCACCAACGUGCAUCGAGGCCCACUGCUGGCCAAUCGCACUCUCAUGCAGGAACAUUCUCGGCAUCGCGGAGACGGGAUCGCACAAGGCGCUUGCCUACGUUCUUGCGGCAGUCAUGCACGUCAGCCGGCAGCCGCCCCUGCAGAGGCACGAAGGACCCAUCGCCGUCGUCGUGGCUCCGACGCGCGAGCUGGCCAAGCAGAUUCACAGCGUGGCCUCCGAGCUAGGUGAGCAUGCCGGAGUGCGCAGUGUGUGCGCCGUGAGCGGCGCCCGCAGAAGAGGCCAGUACGCCGAACUCAGUGGUGGCUGCCACAUCUUCGUGGCCACUCCUGGACGCCUCAUCGAGUUCCUCGAUGAAGGCAAGGUGAACCUCCACCGGUGCACGUACCUCGUCCUCGACGAAGUGGACCGCAUGUUGAUGAUGGGCUACGAGCCCCACGUCCUCAAGAUUGCCGAGCUUUGCCGGCCGGACCACCAAACGAUAAUGUGGCUCACGUCCUGGCAGAAGGAGUUAAAGACACUCGUCGAGGAUCUGCUCGACGACUACGUCGAAAUAAAGUUUGGCACGACGCCACUGCCUGUUGAGAACAGCGUGGAAAUGACCGUCGACGUGUGCCAGGAGAAAGACAAGGAAGCGAAAUUGGCCGAACUCUUCGACGACGUCCUCAAGAAGAAGACAGACAGAGCCGUGGUGUUUACUGACAGGAGGUGGAAGGUCGAGGAGAUUGCUUUUAAACUGCGACAACGUGGCUGGUCCGCCAUCGGACUUCACGGCAAGAAAGACAAAAAGGAGCGUGACUGGGUCUUGUCCAUGUUUAGGAGCGGCGCAGAGACGGUGCUCGUGACAACCGACGUCGUUGUGCAGGACCUGUACUUCGGGAAAGUGCGGUUGGUGGUGAAUUACAACUGCCCCGACUGCUCGAAAGUAUACGCGCACCGGUCGAGACACGUGCAGCACGCCGACGAGCCAGGUGUCGUGCACACGUUCGUUCUUCCUAACCAACAUCGGCAGGCCAAGACGCUGAUAGAAAUAUUAGAGGAAGCAAAGCAACCAGUCACUCCCGAACUCUAUGGAAUGGUGAAAAAUCUCAGUUCUAUACGGUAA